Messenger RNA from Lineus longissimus, 3693 nucleotides. RefSeq names its product fatty-acid amide hydrolase 2-A-like. The record is from RefSeq and is a predicted model, not a curated record. NCBI's taxonomy places the organism in Eukaryota, Metazoa, Nemertea, Pilidiophora, Heteronemertea, Lineidae. The transcript is spliced from 8 exons. Gene Ontology annotation, cellular component: endomembrane system. Bases 124 to 1734 code for a protein of 536 amino acids.
CAAUUUCAUUGCUUUUUUACUAUUCUGUGUAUUUCAUACGUCUUUAAAAAUGAAAAGAGUUCCUUGAUGUAUCAAGUUUAAGACCAGUACAAUAAUUUUGAUGAAAGCGCAAGGCACUGUCAAAUGACUGUUGAUGAGAUUCCAGAAAUAAACGUCAUGGGGAAGUUAGAGGUACUGAUUGAGCGGUUUGUUGGAAUUGGCGUGUUCAUUCUUGGUUUCUUUGUGAAACCACUGGUGAUGUUGGCAUUGUCGCUGUUCUAUAAAGGCAGAAAGGGAAAGGUCCCUCCUAUAUCGAAUGAUAUUCUGUUGGAAAAUGCGACUACCCUCGCUGCGAAGAUCCGAAAGAGAAAGCUGAAGAGUGUUGAUGUGGUGCAGGCCUACAUCGACCGGAUCAAAAAAGUAAAUCCUCUUGUCAACGCUGUCGUUGGGGAUCGAUUCCAUGACGCUCUGCAGCAAGCCGCUGAGGUGGACACUAUCCUUGAUAGCGGCAAUAUCCCAGAGAGAUACUCAGAGGAGAGGGCCCCCAUUCUCGGUGUACCGUUUACUUCCAAGGAUGCAUUUGCCAUUAAAGGUUUCCCCAACUGUAGUGGUGUUCAUGCUCGAAGGAACUUCCACGCAACCAAGGAUGCACCUGUUGUGACCAACCUUAAGGAUGCUGGAGGUAUACCCCUGUGUGUGACCAAUGUCAGUGAGCUCUGUAUGUGGAUGGAGUCCAGUAACUAUGCAUACGGCCAGACGAAAAAUCCAUAUGAUACAACUAGAACAGUUGGGGGUAGUUCAGGUGGGGAAGGUUGCCUGAUUGCUGCUGGUGGAUCACUAUUCGGUAUUGGCUCUGACAUCGGGGGUAGCAUUAGAAUGCCGGCAUUCUUCAAUGGAGUAUUUGGACACAAACCCACUUCUGGCAUUGUUGAAAACACGGGCCAGUUCCCCAAUGCAGACCCGGGACUAAAACAGUUGUACUUGACGACAGGCCCUAUCUGUCGCUUUGCAGCUGAUCUCUUGCCCAUGUACCAAAUCAUGGCCGGGAAGAAUUGCGACAAAUUAAAUUUGAAAAAAGAGGUUGACGUGAAGAAGCUUAAAUAUUUCUACAUGGAAGAUGACAAUGGUUGUUUCCUGUCCAGUUAUGUCACUGAUGAAGUGAAAGACUCAAUGCAAAAGGUUGUGAAAUACAUCGAAAAUGUUCUCGGGGCACAAGUUACCAAGGUGAAGGUCGAGAAGAUGAAGUACUCGCUGCACAUCUGGUCAAGGUUGAUGGGAUCAACAGGAGGGACGACAUUCUGUGAACUGCUUGGCAACGGAACUCCAAUCAAUCCAUUCUACGAACUCUUACUCUGGUUUCUACGCCUCUCCAAUCAUACGUUCCCGGCGGUCGGUCUUGGAAUCAUGGAGAAACUCACAGAAGAUGAGAGUGAGGUCGUAGCAAUGCAGAAGUUAUGCGAUGAAUUGAAAAGGGAGUUUCACGACAUGUUGGGUGAUGACGGCAUAUUUCUCUACCCUCCUCAUCCGUACCCAGCUCCACACCAUAACCUACCCUUGUUUAUGCCCUUUAACUGGGGCUACACAGCGAUAUUCAAUGUCCUUGGUUUGCCAGUGACGCAGUGUCCGCUUGGAUUGGGGGAGGAGGGUGUACCACUUGGUAUCCAGGUUGUCGGAGACUCGCACCAGGAUCAUCUCACUCUAGCAUUUGCAAGAGAACUGGAGAGUGCUUUUGGGGGUUGGGUACAGCCAUGUUGAGGGUUUUCGGGGGUGUUGGGUACAGCCAUGUUGAGGGUUUUCGGGGGUGUUGGGUACAGCCAUGUUGAGGGUUUUCAGGGGUUGGGUACAGCCAUGUUGAGGGUUUUCGGGGGUGUUGGGUACAGCCAUGUUGAGGGUUUUGUACUUGUUGAAAAUGUGAAAAAAUGUGUGAUUUUCAAAAAUUUGAAGCUAUGAAAUGUUUUGAUAAUUUGUACUAAAAACAGAUUUCUGUCGGUUUUCAAAUUUGACCCCAUUUUCUAUGCAUUAUCUUGCUUUUGAAAUAUGAUAAUAAUCAUAUUGUAAAAUGGAAAUUUACUAUCUUUUAAAUAUCAUCAAAAGAAGAAGUGGCUUGGACUUGUUUUGAAAAGAUAGUGCGAGGACCUAUUCAAUAUAUAAAAAAAGGUUAUUGUGCUAUGCAUUUAUUUCUCGCCCAUUUUAAGAGAAGCUUUUAGGUCCUACAUUUUAAUUAAAAAUCUACUAAUGUGAGCUAUCAUUGAUGUGUCUGUGUUUACUUUGCUCACAGACUCUUAAAUUUCUAUGACAAGAAGAUUGCUUAUAAUCAUGGUAUGUUUGAUUUCUCUUGCCACUUUUCCCCUGACACUCAGGAGAAGUGACUUCUUGGAUGAUUUCACACCAGACCUGUAGGACUCCUGAUUACAGAUGUCUGAUUUCUGUAUGAGGAAGUGUCCUUCUGCAUCUUGGGAUGAAGUCCUCCAUGGUGGUAUUGAGGAUAAGAGACAAGGAAUACUUCAAUUGUUUGGAAUGAGUUUAUCAUUUUUGGUGAUGGUCCUUCUGCAUGUCGGAUGAACUUAACCAAGGUUGUAUUUAGGAUAAGAAAACAUUUGUUUUAAUGAAAGCCUACCCAUGUCUUGUGUGGCUUUGGCCAUUCAUUGUCCUUAUAUUUAUUGAUGUUAAUGUUAUCUAUCUACCUCAAAUGUAAGAGGGCAUUGAAGCGAGAGAAAGGUACAUGUACUACAUGUACUAAGCCAGGCAGUGAAACUCACCUCUCUUUUGAGAAGAUGAGUUUCCCUCGGGAGAAUUUGGAUUUGUUGGAAUGUAUUUGAUCAUUCCUAAUUUGUCUUGUAUAGUAUUGAACCAAUUCUUGUAUUGUGGUGCCAAAUUGUUUGCGGAUAAGAUAAAUUGUUCUACCCGAGUGCUGUUUUGUCAAUGUUUCCUGUGACCAGCAGGCUAUUAUUGUUGUAUAUUUUAUGUCGGAUUCUUUCUUGUGUAUCUCACUAUAUAAAUGACUUCCAUGGUGAGAGCUUACAUUAGUUUAAAAAUAUGAUUUUGUCCCAAACAAUAUAUAUUAAUGCAAUAUACCGGUAUUUAUUUAAGUUUACAUUCCUUGAAUUAUCUUUCUUGGUGAUUUACUUACAUGUAUGCCAUUCAUUGCCAUUUGCCGAUCAAUCUGCCUGGAAAAGCUUUGCAAGACAAUCAAAUUACAUGUACUUAUAAAGACUAAAACAUUGAACAUAUAGUUCAGUUUUGAUCACAUGUAGCCUACUUCUAAAGACUAAAACAUUGAACAUAUAAUUCAGUUUUGAUCACAUGUAGCCUACUUAUAAAGACUAAAACAUUGAACAUAUAAUUCAGUUUUGAUCACAUGUACUUAUAAAGACUAAAACAUUAAACAUAUAAUUUAGUUUUGAUCCCAAAACCAUGCAGUAAUCCUUGAUCACCAAUGCCAAAGAAAAAUGGCAUGACGUGGAUUCCAGUAAAAGAGGUGGCAAUAUUACGAACACUGUUUCGACGAUGUGGCGAUAAAAUAUUCACUGAAGUUUACUCCUUGUCCCAUUGUUGUGAUGAUGUGCACGACAAUAUGGUGUUCACAGCAUGCUGUAUUGUUGAAUGAACAUUUUGAUUUUGCAUAAUGACUUUGUGCACUAUUCUUGUUCUAUGAUCGUCGAAACCUGUGGCAUAUUAUGAUAUUAAAGCAUCACCUUUUAAUUUAGGUUACAA